AUGGACGUGGCGGACAAAGACGGCCACUUCCGCCGCAAAGCCUCCGCCUUCCGCUCCUUCAUCUCCUCCAGCCCCGACUCCCCCUUCCCACCCGAAAAAGACCGCUACGUCCUCUACCUCAACACCGGCUGCCCCUGGGCGCAUCGCACCAACAUCGUCCGCUCGCUCAAAGGCCUCGAGUCCAUCAUCCAACUCGUCACAAUGGACUACACCAUGGGACCCGACGGGUGGAUCUUCAACCCCGACCGGCCCGGCACAGAUCCCAAGGACCCGUUGUAUGGCUUUACAAAGCUGAAGGAGUUGUAUUUGAAGGCUGAGCCGGAGUAUGAGGGUAGGAUUCUGGUGCCGUGUUUGUGGGAUAAGAAGAAGGAGACGGUGGUCAAUAAUGAGAGUUCGGAGAUUAUUCGGAUGUUGUAUUCGGAGUUUGAUGAGCUUUUGCCGGAGGAGUUGAGGGAGGUGAAUAAGCCGGAUGGUGGGUUGUUGCCGGAGAAGUUGAGGGGCCAGAUUGAGGAGAUGAAUGAGUGGGUUUAUGACACUAUCAAUAAUGGCGUGUACAAAACUGGUUUCGCGCAAGCCCAAGACGCCUACGAGACGAAUGUCAAGAAGCUCUUCGAGAAUCUCGACCGGAUGGAGAAGAUCGUGUCCGAGAGCAAAGGCCCGUUCAUAUUCGGCGAGCAUCUGACGGAAGCAGAUAUCAGGCUCUACACCACAAUCGUCCGUUUCGACCCCGGCUACCACACCCUCUUCAAAUGCAACCUCAAGAUGAUCCGCCACGACUACCCCAACCUUCACAAAUGGCUGCUGCAUAUCUACUGGGAUCUGUCUCCAAAGGAGACAAGGGGAGCGUUCAAGAGCACGACCGACUUUGCGGCGGUAUGUGAAGCGUCCCUUGUGAACGGAAGCGCAGUGUGCUGUUCAGUACUGACGAUGGGUUUUGAACAGAUCAAGACGGGCUACGCGGCUGCCUCGCGCAGUAAGGUUGUCCCGCUGGGACCGGUGCCGGAUAUCAUGCCUAAGCCGCAGCUGUAG
This is a messenger RNA of Baudoinia panamericana UAMH 10762, 1029 nucleotides long. RefSeq lists its product as uncharacterized. The transcript is spliced from 3 exons. NCBI's taxonomy places the organism in Eukaryota, Fungi, Ascomycota, Dothideomycetes, Mycosphaerellales, Teratosphaeriaceae. Gene Ontology annotation, cellular component: cytoplasm. Gene Ontology annotation, molecular function: glutathione transferase activity. The record is from RefSeq and is a predicted model, not a curated record. Bases 1 to 1029 code for a protein of 342 amino acids.